CUCAGAAGCCAUUUUGAGAUGAUGUCCCUGUUGAGAAAGCCUGUGAAGAUGCUGAAAUCAACGAACAUGGUUACAUUUCUGUCUGUUUCUCCCUCCGUCUCCUCUAUUUCACCAUGGCAGCUGUCAACCGACGGGACAUUAGCAAAGCGGGGUAUCAAGCUGCGCUCACAGAGUUAAAACGUCAUUGAUAUGAAAGAGGAGAGUGUCUGUUUACUGUCUCUGUCGAGACAUGUAACACCGUGAGUCUUUUCCAGUCUGAAAUCUUCCAGCAUCUCUCACAAACCAACGUCUCCUUGAGUGACUGAAUUAAUUCACUCUUGUACCGGGGAGAAGGGAGGCAGAUCCGUUUUUUCACCAAUGGCUUCUGUGAGCCUGGUUUCCAGUCCCCCAGCCCCUGUUCUUGACAAAAACAUGACAGACUCUGAGCUUGCAGGGGAUGAAAGAGAGGAUGGUGAACUUGAAGAUGGAGAAAUAGAUGAUGAAGGGAUUGGAAUUGAAGAGGACAACAAGGAGGCUACAGAGGCUAAUGAAGAGAAAGAGAAGGAAAGGGAGAAAGAAAAAGAGAAAAUUAAAGAGAAAGAAGAAAAGGUUCACAGACACUCCAGGAAACGAUACAGAAAGACCCGAGAGAAGAGGAGGUCUAAAAGAAGGAGACGCGAUAGACCGAAACAUCACUCCCCCUCCAGCAGCUCCAGCUCCGACAGUUACGACUCUGACUAUGACCGACCGGAAAGGCCCAAAAACAGGAAGAGCCUGGGGUCUAAUCGAGAGUCUGAUGGCCAGUCCUCUCAGCAUUCAAAGGGAGGCAACACACACAAGUCCCCGCCGCACAAGAGCAGUGAUUUCGACAAAUACAGCGACUACAGUGACGACAAGUACGACUACGAUGACGAGGAGGACGAUUAUGACGAUGACAUGUCCGAGUAUCAGCAGUCAAAAGAUUCGUCAAGUCAAGGAAAGGGACGGCACGCUAAAGACCAGAUGAACAGAGGAAACAUGAGGGGGAUGAAGCAACAACAGUAUGGGCAGAGGGGAAGAGGCAGAGGGAGUGGACCCGGGAGAGGACGUGGAAUGCUAAACAAGAACAAGAAGCUGAAGGGCAAACCCUGGGGAGGACGUGGACGAGGUCGAGGAGGAGAACAGGGAAUGGAAGACCUGCUACAGGAAGGAAAAAAUUCCUCUGGAUUUCAGAAGAAGCGGCCAAUAAUGAGCAAGGAAUUUAUCAAUCAGCAUACUGUUGAACACAACGGGAGGUACAUCUGCAAGUAUUUCCUGGAGGGCCGGUGCAUCAAGGGCGAGCAGUGCAAGUUUGAACAUGAGCUUGUUAUACCAGAUAAGAAAAAGGAGCUUUGUAAGUUUUACCUUCAAGGAUACUGCAGUAAAGGAGAUAAUUGCAUUUACAUGCACAAUGAAUACCCGUGCAAGUUCUUCCAUACUGGAGCCAAAUGUUAUCAAGGAGACAACUGCAAAUUCUCCCACGAACCUUUGACCGAUGUGACCAAGGAGUUGCUUGAUAAGAUAAUUAAUACUGAAGAGGAGAAUGCCCGGGAGGAUGAGUUGGAGCUGGAGGACCUUAGAAAGCAGGGUAUUUCGCCACUUCCAAAGCCUCCUCCUGGUGUUGGACUGCUGCCCACUCCUGGUCAGAGCAGUCCUACAGAUGGAGCAGGGAAGAAGAUCCCCUCUCUUUUUGAAAUCAAAGUUCAACCAACUGUAGACUUGGCACAAAAAAUCGGUCUGAGUGGAUCCAACUACCCUCAGAAUCAAGGAGAAUGCACAGGUCAGUUUACUGGAGAUUCAGAGGACACGCAGAGCAGCAGUAUGGUGCCUUCAGGCUCUUCUGUUCCUCCCCCUGGAUCGCCUGUCCCCGUGGGUCACCCCACUGUGCCACCGAUGCCACAAAGCCCACCAGGCCAGCACCCACCACAUGGCUUUCCGAUGCAGCCGCCGAUCCCCCCCAGUCAACCUCCACCUUUCCAUGGAAACCGACCUAAUAUAAACCCACAGAUGAAUAUACAGAGGCCUCCGUUCCCCCCUAUACCAGAUCUGCAGAUGGCACAAAAUCUCUUCCCUUUUCCAUCUGUGGGUCAGAACCCAGUAGACUUCCUUAGCAGCUUCCUCCGAAACCAAACAGUUGGUCAACAAGGAGUAGACCCUAGUCUGGCCUUCAUACAGAAUCUCCAGCAGCAGAUUGGUGCAGAGUCACAGUUACAGUCUUUACCACCAGCAGUACAGAAAGCCAUCCUCUUACACCUGACACAGCAGCAACAACAACAACAGGAGUCAAAUCCACAGGGGAGUGAAGCACAGAGAGCAGAUGGCCAGGAUGAAAAUGCAAGCAGAGAUGAAACUACAAACUGGUACUCAAGCGAUGAUGAGGAUGGGAGCUGUGUUUCCUCCAUUCUUAAAUCUCUGAAGAAGCAGAAUGAGAUGCAGCAGUCUCAGACCAAGACUGCCCCAGUGGCUUCAGCACUGGGUGAUCCCCGCCUUAUCAAGGAGAGGGCUCCACCCAGUGAUCCACGUGUCAAGGCCGACCCUAGACAGCGACCCCCAGAUGUAAAAAAGGAGUCAGACGGAGCUUCGGAUCCACGGCUUUCCAGAGACCCCAGGAAAAUUAGACCAGUAGAACCAAGUUCAUAUCGCCAGCAGAGCCAACCUGUUCAUCAAAAGCCGCUUACAGGAGAGGAUGAUGAUGAAGGAGAGAGGGAACUCAGGGACAGAGCUGUUCUUAUCCCUUUAGAUGCCAGCCCAGGCGUGGUCCUGAGAGACCCUCGAUGCCAGUUAAAGCAGUUUAGUCAUAUUCGGGUUGACAUUCUGCUCCAGCGGCCUGUCUUUGCUCAGACAGUCGUGUGGGCCCCUGAGGAUCUCAUCCCCUCCCUCGUGCCCAAACAGGAGCACUCCAUCAACCUGCCUCUUCCACCUCUCAUUGCUGAUGCUCAAAUGAACCGAACAAACCUGCCCGACCAUCCCCCAGUCUCCAGCCCUCCGCUGGCUGAUCCCAGACUGGCGGCUGCACGUUUAAAGGAACGUAUGAGUCGAUUGCCCAGUGGUUCUCUAGAGUCUCGGUCUUCUACGGAGAGACCUGUAGACCCACGCCAGCAAAAGUCUUUGGACCCCAGACUCAAACGUACAGGCAGUCUAGAUUCCAAGCUGCUGGGUCAGAAAGAGCCCUACUCUGGGGGAGGACCUGUGGACCCCAGGCUACAGAAGGCCAGUGCCAGUCCCUCUCCUCAUGCUGCUCGAGCCCAGCCAGAGCCAGAGAGGCUUCCACCAUAUGCUCCUCGACUGGCAUCCUCUGGUGGAGGGUUGGAGAGUCCCACUACGAUCCUGGGAGGCAUCAGCCUGUAUGAUCCUCGUUCUCAAACCGAGCAGGUUCAGAAGGAACAGGCUGAUCCUCCUAAAAAGACGGGGAUUCUUAAACAGCCGGCUAAGAAAGACAACACAGCAGCACCAGCACUGUCACCAACCCAACGAAGUGGAUCGUUCGAAGAAGUUAAAAGCACAGAUGUUGCAGAUCAGACUCCACCUUCCACUUCUCCUACAGCGCCUCCUGCCUCACCUGCCAAACCCCCUGCCGUUCAUAAUCUCCCCAUCCAGGCUCUGGCUGGGCUAAUCCGACCCCAGUACACUGACCCGAGGCAGGCUAAACAGGGAGGACAGGGCUCUACAGGGGCACAGGAAGAGGCAGAGGAAAAGAAGGAGCAGGAGGAGGAGGAGGCUACGGAAGAAGAACUAAAACAAGAAGAUCCAGAGGAGGAGGCAGAUGACAGGACACUAAAGGAUGUGUUUAAGACUUUUGACCCCACUGCUUCCCCUUUCUGUCAAUAAACACCCAACUGUUUGUUGCAACAGAUACGUAUAUUGACAUACCUAUUAAUCUUUAUUUACACAGAUCUAUUUAUUUCUUUAUAUAAAGCUGUAGAAAACCAAACACUACACCACACAUUUGUCAGUAAGGAGUUGAUGCUGGAUACACACACAGAGUAUAGUUUCCUGUAACAUAGUCGUAUUAAAGCUUAGAGCUGUGUUUUGAAUGUGCGUAUGGCAAGGUUUUUACUUUUGUGUAAUUUUUACAGAUGUUCUGAACAAUCAGAGAAAAAGAAACAUGUAAAAGUUUUACUAAAGCCUGACCCAGAUGUUGUUUCACUUUAGAUGCAAAGAGAUUAUGCUAAUGAAUCAAAAAAGCAAAAAAAAUUUCCUGGGAGAAUUCUUUUGUAAUUACAUAUUUAUUCUCUUUUAUAUUAUGAGGUCUACCGUAUAUGUUGAUACUCAUCUUUAUGGUAAAGGAUUUUUUUUUUUUUUGGAACAUUCACAUUUUUUUAGUGCAGUGAUUUUUUUUUUUUUUUUCAGUUGCUGACGUGAUCAGGUCAGAUAUUCAGAACGGAAUCCUUUUCAGUGUGACACUGAUGUUGUGAGUAGAUUACCCUGAUUUUCCAUUUCACACAACUCUACAACUAAGCUGGCUUGCAGAGGUUUUUGCACUAAAAGAGACAGUUCCCGUCUUUAGUGACUACAUCGCUGGACUCUUAUUGUUUUAGGUGGUCCAAAUCCUUUGAGGAUGUUCUUGACUUUUCUAACAUUGGAAAAAAAAAAAAAAAAAAAAGAUUUGCCAUUGCUGCUCUUCAUAAUUCUUGAAGAAGCUUGUAAGUAGCAGGGAAAAUGUGUUCAAACACGCCGUUAAUCAGUAUACAGAGAAGUAGUACUAUCUUGAUAACACUGCAGCUGUAAGUAUAUAUGUUACAAAUGUGACCUCGAUGACUAUUUUUACUGUUGAAUUUUGUCGAAUAUGAACCUAAAAGAGGCUAUAUGUGUGUGCUGCAAAGAGUGAAAGUUGUAGACUUAAAAUGAAAUAUUGUUUGGCAGUUUGUUUUAAGUCGUAGUUCUCCGUUUGACUGAAACUAAGCUAUUUACUUUUUUUAAAUUUUCAUAAUUCACAAUGUAAAUGCUUAUUUUGUAUCACGUGUACAGUGUGUUUUGGAGUGUUUUUUUUUUUUUUUUUUUUUUUUUUUUAAAUGUCAGCGUGGGUCAGUAUGGCGGUAAUGGUUGUCAUGAUAUUGUAUGAUAUUUUAACACCACAUAUGCCAAUCAUUUCAGUGAGUUUGUUAUAAAUA
Archocentrus centrarchus (flier cichlid) is the source of this 5108-nucleotide messenger RNA. It is a transcript of the gene zc3h6, whose product is annotated as zinc finger CCCH-type containing 6. Gene Ontology annotation, biological process: negative regulation of DNA-templated transcription. NCBI's taxonomy places the organism in Eukaryota, Metazoa, Chordata, Actinopteri, Cichliformes, Cichlidae. Gene Ontology annotation, molecular function: RNA binding; metal ion binding. The transcript has 12 exons. Gene Ontology annotation, cellular component: nucleus. Bases 358 to 3825 code for a protein of 1155 amino acids. The record is from RefSeq and is a predicted model, not a curated record.